UGACUGCUGGAGAAAGAGGGCUGGACCAGAGUUAGUGGAGGCUGAGCUGUAAGGAUCUGGCACAAGCAGAAGAGCUGAAAUCAUCUAGGAGAGGGUUAUUUUACAGUAGCAAUACUGUGGAGGCAGUACUUUCAAUCACUUGGCAUCGGGAUCUUACUUCAGGAUCAGACACAGCAAAUGUUUCCGGUCAGGCAGCCUUGGCUUUGCAAAGCCUUAGGUUGUUAUGAUUGCUGUAUCCGGUGCAUUGGGGCAGUGCCCUACCCGUCCCUGGUGGCCACCUUGCUGUGCUUUGCCGGCAUGGCAAUGUUUUGUGGCUGUGGACACGAGGCGCUGACCCAAACGGAAGUCCUUGUUGAGACUUACUUCGCUCGCAACGUUCAAGACUAUGAAGUUUUGGCCUCUUUCAUUAAAUACUUCCAGUACGUAAUCUAUGGCUUGGCGUCGUUUUUCUUCCUCUAUGGUAUUUUGCUUCUGGCUGAGGGUUUCUACACUACAAGUGCUGUCAAACAGACCUUUGGGGAAUUCCGGAGCACCCAGUGUGGACGCUGCCUCAGCCUGACGUUUAUUAUUGUGACAUACAUCUUGGCCUUCAUCUGGCUGGCAGUGUUUGCAUUCGCCGCUAUCCCAGUUUACUUCCUGUUCAACAUGGAGCAGACCUGCCACAACAUCAACAUCCUGGCUGAAACAACCCCCAGCAUUAAUCAGCACAGCUGGAUUUGCAUGGAUGCAAGACAGUACGGUCUGCUUCCAUGGAAUGCAACGCCAGGCAAGGCAUGUGGAAUGACUUUGGCAUCUAUCUGCAAAACCAGUGAAUUCUACGUCACCUAUGACUUGUACAUUGCUGCAUUUGCUGGUGCUGGGAUCACUCUCUUAGCGCUGUUUCUGUAUCUCGUUGCCGUCACCUACAACUAUGCAGUUCUGCGCUUCCUGGGAAGGAAAGGAAUCCGCUAACAGCAUUGUCUCCUUUCCACUGAACCUCUGACUACAAAAUGGACAGUCAACAACAUACGCAACACUGAUUCCAUUUGUCCUUUGGGAAACGACGACUUCCACACCUGGAUCACCUGCUACUAUUUCAUCAGACUCGUCCAAUAACAGACAAACAUUUUGUUGUUGUUGUUGUUUGUUUGUGUGAACAACAGACAGAGAGAGGAAGAUAAUUCACCCCGGCAAGUUCUGGCCUUCUCGUCAGACCAUAUUCUCAGAUGAUUCUCUUCAUUUUGUUGUUCAUUUUGUUGUUCGGGUCUCUCAUUGUGUCCUUUUCGUGAAGCUUCAUUAGGACUGGCAAUGCCAGAUUAUGUUUGACAUUUCAUGAAUAAUUAAGAGCGAUGACAGCUCGCCUUGCAAAUCGUUGGUGCACGC
Thalassophryne amazonica is the source of this 1362-nucleotide messenger RNA. RefSeq names its product proteolipid protein 1b (gene plp1b). Gene Ontology annotation, biological process: axon development; central nervous system myelination. Lineage: Eukaryota; Metazoa; Chordata; Actinopteri; Batrachoidiformes; Batrachoididae. The record is from RefSeq and is a predicted model, not a curated record. Gene Ontology annotation, cellular component: plasma membrane; myelin sheath. Bases 178 to 951 code for a protein of 257 amino acids. Gene Ontology annotation, molecular function: structural constituent of myelin sheath. The transcript has 7 exons.